Messenger RNA from Molossus molossus (Pallas's mastiff bat), 417 nucleotides. RefSeq names its product nanos C2HC-type zinc finger 2 (gene NANOS2). Lineage: Eukaryota; Metazoa; Chordata; Mammalia; Chiroptera; Molossidae. Gene Ontology annotation, cellular component: perinuclear region of cytoplasm. Gene Ontology annotation, biological process: oogenesis; negative regulation of translation. Gene Ontology annotation, molecular function: zinc ion binding; mRNA binding. The coding region runs from base 1 to 417 and encodes 138 amino acids. The transcript has a single exon. The record is from RefSeq and is a predicted model, not a curated record.
AUGCAGCUGCCACCCUUCGACAUGUGGAGGGACUACUUCAACCUGAGCCAGGUAGUGUUGGCACUGAUCCAGAGUCGAGGGCAAAGGCCAGAGGCCCAAGAUAUCGGGGAGCCAAGACCCGAGCCCCAGCUAGGGCAGGACCCUGGGCUGGGAGGGCUGGAGGCCAGCGGAGGCCUGGCCACCCUGUGCAAUUUCUGCAAGCACAACGGAGAGUCUCGCCACGUCUACUCCUCACAUCAGCUGAAGACACCAGAGGGCGUGGUGGUGUGUCCCAUCCUGCGGCACUACGUGUGUCCCCUGUGCGGGGCCACCGGUGGCCAGGCCCACACCCUCAAGUACUGCCCGCUCAAUGGUGGCCAUCAGUCUCUCUACCGCCGCAGUGGGCGCAAUUCAGCUGGCCGCAAGGUCAAGCGCUGA